CAUUACUUACAAUACAAAAACAAAUAGUGACUUAAAGUUGAAGUUUUAUUUACAUUGAUAAGCUGUACAUCUCUCCUCUUGUCCUGUAGGAAGUAUUAAAAGUGAUGCGCACCAUAGAUGACAGAAUUGUCCAUGCCCUCAAUACCACUGUGCCCACUGCAUCCUUUUCAGGCAAAGUGGACGCCACACAGACCUGCAAAGAACUUUAUGAAUCUCUCAUGGAAGCUCAUCUUUCCAGAGAUAAGGCAAUAAAGUCAUGUAUUACAGAGACCUCUGCUGUUGUUGGGCAGUUACGUGAAGAGAGGGCAAAAGAUGGCGACAACUUGUCAGUUAUCAAGCAACUCAGGAAAGAGCAAACUAAGUUAAAACUCAUGCAGUCUGAGUUAAAUGUUGAAGAAGUGGUCAAUGACCGGAGUCUGAAGGUUUUCAACGAAAGGUGCCGAAUUCACUACACCUCUCCCAAGAUCAAGUGAAUAAUACUUCCGUUGUCAACGUAAACCACACAGUUGUUCUGAGAAAAACACCUGGAGCUGAGCCUGGACAUUGUCACUGACCCCACAAACCAUCCUCCAUCAGUACGCUCUGUGGCUGAUUGUUUCUGCAGUGAAGAAACACUACUGUUGUCCAAGUCCUGUAAACCUUUUUGUAUAAAUAGUGUACAAAAGAUUUUAUAAACCAUGAAAUGUUUUCCAAUUGCUGAAACUUUGUCUGUUAUUUGCUUUGCAAUACAGUGAUUAAUGUUCAGUUGAAGUGAAUGGGGAGACUUAAGAUUAUUGAUCUGUUCUCAGAUGUUGACGUGGCCACCUGUGUCAAAGGUUAAAGCCGGAGUUUUCCAACCUGGUGUCAUGGGAAAACAUAACUAUUUUACGAGUUGGCGAUUUCGUAUGAAUUUGUACGAUGUGAAUUGUAUGAACGUAUGAUUUUUAGACAAAAGUAUGAAGGCCCACCCCUUAAACAUAACCAUCACUGGGGUGGGAGCAGAUCGUACAAAA
Molecule: messenger RNA, 992 nt
Organism: Sinocyclocheilus grahami
Lineage: Eukaryota; Metazoa; Chordata; Actinopteri; Cypriniformes; Cyprinidae
Product: coiled-coil domain-containing protein 58-like
Exons: 4
Coding region: 105-473 (122 amino acids)
Cellular component (GO): mitochondrial intermembrane space; mitochondrion
Source: RefSeq, a predicted model, not a curated record